CUUACAGGGAAACUUAAAGGAAAAUGAAACGUUGGAUAGAGUUGAUUUUGGAGAAUCACUUACAAGGUCUUCUAAUAUACUGGUGAUUAUCAAAUAUGGAUACACUGUUUUCACAAGGAAUGGUGUUUUUAGUUCUAUUACUUUUAGGAAGCAGAUACCUUGAAGCAAAUGAAGCAAAACAGUUUGAUUACUUCACCUUGGCUUUACAAUGGCCAAUUUCAUAUUGCAAGAUACAUUCUGAUAGGUGUAACUUGGAUAGAAUGCCCGAGGUUUGGACAAUUCAUGGAUUGUGGCCAUCAAAUGAAUCAAAACAAAAUAGACCUGUUUGCUGUAAUAACAACUUUGAUGCUCAGCAAAUACCUCAAAACGUCAGGGAGAGUUUGAAACUGAUUUGGCCUAAUCUUAAUACUGAUGAGAACGACACAAAAUUUUGGGCUCAGCAAUGGUGGAAGCAUGGAUCAUGUGCGUCUAAGGUCAACGGGGUUGAGAAUAUUAGCAACUAUUUCAGCAAGGCCAUAGAGCUAGCAAGAACAUAUAAUAUAACAGAAAUUCUUAAAAACAGUGGUAUCACGACAGGCAAAUGUUACUUGAUUGAAAAUGUACAGUGCGCCAUGAUGAAUAGAACUGGAAAAACAGCGAAAAUUAGUUGGACCAACGCAAGUUGUGCUCCUGGAUGGCUGUCGGAAAUAUGGAUAUGCUUCGACAAAACCUUUGACGUAAUCGAUUGUCCAAAUGCAUCUAUGAAAUGUCCUAUAAUAAAGUACUCUGAUAAAGACGACUCGCAGAAAACACCUUGUACAAAUGUCACAAACUCUGUACGGAACAAUUAUUGUUCACCACAUAGACCUACUUCAAGCAGUUCCAAUUACAAGAUGGUUUUACUCGGAACAUUACUAGUUAUAAUUAUAUCCACAGCGUUAGGUUUUAUCAUUUAUGCAUAUCAAAAGAAAUGGAAAACAAGACCAAAAGGAACAGCAAAAUCAGAUAACUCUCGCCUGCUGAAAAGUGAUGGAAACGAACUACAACUCUAUACUAUGUAAUUUUUGACUUACAUGGUCAUAUAUUGUAUGAUUUGCGAAUUUUAACCAUUUGUUGCAAAAUGCUUACAGUAUGCAAAUAGCAAAUCAUUGCCUGACCUGUAAGUAUCAUUUUUAAAGUAAAACAAGAGGCAUUACUACAACCACAUCGACACACCGUGCCCUGAGUGUAGUCUCGUCAUUAAAUAUUAUGUAGUUUAUAAAAUGAAUCAUAAAAUCAUAAAGUACUUCAUUCAGAUAAAAAUAUAAGUAUGCUUGUUUUUUUUAAAUCUAAAUUCUUAAACUAAAUGGGUGGCAUGAGUCUUCUUUUUCGUUGGUACAAUAAAAAUUGCAUGAGAAUAAUAAUGUGUUUGAUAUUAUUAUUAUUCCCGAUCAAACAGGCUUUAUAUCAGGAAGGUAUAUCUGUGAGAAUACUAGACAUAUGAUCUAAUGUAAUAUACAGAUAAAAAUGACAUCCCUGGUGUAUUAUUAGUUGGUUUUCUUAAAG
This is a messenger RNA of Magallana angulata, 1524 nucleotides long. RefSeq names its product ribonuclease Oy-like. The coding region runs from base 96 to 1040 and encodes 314 amino acids. The transcript is spliced from 10 exons. NCBI's taxonomy places the organism in Eukaryota, Metazoa, Mollusca, Bivalvia, Ostreida, Ostreidae. Gene Ontology annotation, molecular function: ribonuclease T2 activity; RNA binding. The record is from RefSeq and is a predicted model, not a curated record.